GGACAACUCUAUUUUUUUUUUCUCUUUUUCUUUCUUGUUCUUUUCUCUCCACAAACCAACACACAGUAUGAAAUUGGCACUCUACUUUAAGGCAGAUCUUGAAAACGUGACAGAUCUUGUCCCUGCUGAAGAUUACGAAUGGCAUUUCAAGAUUGAAUGUGGAAGCUGUCACGAAGUGGAUGAAAACUGGAUCUCAUUUAAUAGACAGGACGAAUAUGAUAUGAGCAAUUCUCGUGGUCAAGCCAAUCUUGUGAUGCGAUGCAAGUUUUGUAAACGGGAAUCCACUGCUCAAUUCGAUCCUAGUAGUAAAGUAACCAGUUAUACUGACAGUGGUAAAUUCCAAAAGUUGGCGGUAUUCGAUGUCCGUGGUUUAGAAUUGGUGGAUUUUGCUCCAAGGGAUACAUGGUUGGCUAAGGGUACUGAAACUGAUACUCGAUUUGAUGAUAUUGAUUUAUUGGAAGGUGAAUGGGCGGAUUAUGAUGAAACGGCUGGAGAACCUGUUGGUAUCACCAACAUUGAAGUCCAAUUUAAAAAAGAAAAAUGA
Molecule: messenger RNA, 544 nt
Organism: Halteromyces radiatus
Lineage: Eukaryota; Fungi; Mucoromycota; Mucoromycetes; Mucorales; Cunninghamellaceae
Exons: 6
Coding region: 68-544 (158 amino acids)
Molecular function (GO): zinc ion binding
Source: RefSeq, a predicted model, not a curated record